This is a messenger RNA of Perca fluviatilis (European perch), 2470 nucleotides long. It is a transcript of the gene dgke, whose product is annotated as diacylglycerol kinase, epsilon. The transcript has 11 exons. NCBI's taxonomy places the organism in Eukaryota, Metazoa, Chordata, Actinopteri, Perciformes, Percidae. Gene Ontology annotation, molecular function: ATP-dependent diacylglycerol kinase activity. Bases 456 to 2189 code for a protein of 577 amino acids. The record is from RefSeq and is a predicted model, not a curated record.
CACAUAAAGGCUUAUCUGUAAAGCAUUUGUCGUUAGCAGCGGCUAAGUCCAUUUUAAGUCCUAAAUACAUUUGAGAAGGUAAGUGCACUUGGCCAUUGUACCACUGGUGGAAGUAACUAAGUACAUUUACUUAAAGAUCCCCUCCACUCAAAAAUGUGCGUUUUCCCUUGUUGGUGAAGUGAAUCAUCUUGGCAUUGAAAUACUCUCUGAAGAAGCUAAAGUAGCGAGGUAGCUCAUUGGCUCAACGUCACAUCGCAGUCUUCUUGUUCUGAGCUCGUUCGUUCUACAUCUGGAUGUUUAGGUCGGAAGUGGCGGCGUUCUGUUGGUGUCCGUGAACAUGCGUGUCGCGGGGAAAAGGUCGCGUGUGUCCCGUCCCCACCCGUUGUUGUUUACAUAGCUCUGCUGUUUACUCAUUUCCGCUCGUUAGCAUCACCCGUCGCCACCGUCCAGCAGCGAUGUACAAGGAGGGGGAAGAGGUGCACGACGACUGCGGCUCCCGGGAGGAGUGGACGCUGCUGUUCUGGACCUCUCUGGCCGUCGUGGUCCCGGUCAUCAUCACGCUGUGGUGCAGCGCCCAGCGCUCCAAGCGGAAAACACACAUGAAGGAUUUCUUUCGCAAAAGCAAGCACGGCUGGCACUACACAGACCUGUUCAACAAGCCCACCUACUGCUGUGUGUGUAACCAGCACAUCCUCCAAGGGGCUUUCUGCGACUGCUGCGGCGUGUGCGCCGACGAGCAGUGCCUGCGCCGGGCCGACCGCAGCCUGCAGUGCAAGGAGAUCAUGGCCCCCUGUAGCCCCGACGGAGCCAUGGAGCAUCGCUGGGUCCGCGGAAAUGUCCCCCUCGCCAGCUACUGCGCAGUGUGCAAACAGCAGUGUGGGACCCAGCCGAAGCUCUGCGACUUCAGGUGUGUGUGGUGUCAGACCACAGUGCACGAUGACUGCAUGGACAGCCUGACGGAUGCAGACCAGUGUGAGCUGGGCGAGUUCCACAACCUCAUCAUCCCUCCUCACUACCUCUACCGUGUCAACAAGCUCCGCCGCAGGCAACCGGAAGAGUACAGCAAGCUGGCAUCUUCCUGUGGCAGUGGCUGGACUCCAGUGUUAGUCUUGGCUAACACGCGUAGCGGUAACAACAUGGGGAAGGCUCUGCUGGGAGAAUUUCGCACCGUUCUGAAUCCUGUGCAGGUGUUUGACCUGUCUGAGCUGACUCCCUCCAAAGCCCUCCAGCUGUGCACUCUGCUGCCCCCCGGCAGUGUCCGGGUGCUGGUGUGUGGGGGUGACGGCACAGUGGGCUGGGUGCUGGAUGCCAUCGAUACUAUGAAGCUGAAGGGCCAGGACCAGUUCAUGCCAAGGGUGACCAUCCUGCCUCUGGGGACAGGAAAUGACCUGUCCAACACUUUGGGCUGGGGUGCUGGCUAUGCUGGGGAGAUCCCUGUGGAACAGGUUCUCCGUAACAUCCUCGAUGCCGAGGUGGUCAAAAUGGACAGAUGGAAGGUGCAGGUGGCUUCAAAAGGCCUCUACUUUCGUAAACCAAAGGUUCUGUCCAUGAACAACUACUUCUCUGUUGGGCCUGAUGCUCUGAUGGCGCUCAACUUCCACGCACACCGCGAGAAAACACCCUCCUUCUUCUCCAGCCGCAUCAUCAACAAGACUGUAUAUUUCCUGUAUGGCACCAAAGAUUGUUUAGUGCAGGAAUGUAAGGAUCUGGAUAAGAGGAUUGAGUUGGAGUUGGAUGGAGAGAGGGUGGCGCUGCCCAGUCUGGAGGGCAUCAUAGUUUGUAACAUUGGCUACUGGGGCGGAGGCUGCAGACUCUGGGAGGGAAUGGGGGAUGAACCCUGCCCCCCCACACGGUUGGAUGAUGGUCUGCUGGAGGUGGUGGGCGUGUUCGGCUCCUUCCACUGUGCUCAGAUCCAGGUCAAGCUGGCCAAUCCUGUACGGCUGGGACAGGCCCACACUGUCAGGCUGGUCCUCAAGAGCUCCAAGAUGCCCAUGCAGGUGGACGGGGAGCCGUGGGCCCAGGGUCCCUGCACCAUCACCAUCACCCAUAAGACCCAGGCCCUCAUGCUGUACCACAGCGCCGAGCAGACGGACGACGACGACGACGACGAGUCCAGCGCCUCUGAGACAGAGAGCCCCACCCCCCACGACUCGCCACGGCCCCCGGGGCCAGCCUCCGCUCGUGCAUGACCCAGCCCAAACGCCAUGUGAUGUGGAGCUUCUCUCUCAUCUUAGGUUCUGUAUUGUUUUCUGCAGCCCAGUUUCUUAAUCUUAAUCCCUCCAUUGCAAUUGGCCCUUAAGCGUGAUUUAUGGUUCUGCAGAGGCUCCCCGCAGAGCUUUCUCCAUAGCCUACGUAAACUGAUGUUUAUACUUGUGCGUUGGUGUGUGCGUCGAUCUCUUUAAGAGAAUAGCAGGGCCGUGUGUGUGUGUGGGGAGUGUGUGGUAAAGUGAGAGAGUGACGGCGAUUAGUU